AUGGCAACUCCUACAUUGCAAAGCUAUUUCACUUUCUCGGUCUUCUUUUUCGUUUUCUUUCUUGCUUUGAGUCCAAGAAUACAAGCUCAAGUGGAUGAAACAAGCUUGAUGGCAAUGGAUGAUGCACUAGAAUGGCCAAUGCCCAUGUAUUUAGAAGGAAGUAGUGAACUUGAAGAUGGGUUAGUGGAUUUUGAUGAUGUCGAUGUUGAUGAUGAAGAAAGCAGUCGUAGAUCUUUGUUUUGGAGAAGGCAUUACUAUAUCUCAUAUGGAGCUUUGUCUGCUAAUAGAAUUCCUUGUCCUGCAAGGUCUGGAAGAUCUUACUACAGCCACAAUUGCUACAAGUCUAGGACUGCUGUGAAUCCAUACUCCAGAGGGUGUUCUAGGAUCACUCGCUGCAGGAGAUGA
Molecule: messenger RNA, 405 nt
Organism: Dovyalis caffra
Lineage: Eukaryota; Viridiplantae; Streptophyta; Magnoliopsida; Malpighiales; Salicaceae
Source: the annotation of a GenBank genome assembly